AUGGACUAUCAGAAUCGCGCAGGUUCCAAAUUCGGUGGUGGAGGUGUUGCCUCGUCAUCCGCGACCAACGCCGAUCGCCGAGAGCGUCUGCGAAAGCUUGCGCUCGAGACCAUCGACCUUGACAAGGACCCGUAUUUCUUCAAGAACCACGUCGGGAGCUUCGAGUGUCGCCUGUGUUUGACAGUACAUCAAAACGACGGAUCAUACCUGGCACAUACACAGGGAAGGAAACAUCAGACGAACCUAGCGCGCCGUGCUGCCAAGGAGCAGAGGGAAGGCAAGAAGGACGAUGUUGGGCAGGCGGGUCUGCUCGCAGGCGUCCAAGUCAAGAAGAACGUCAUCAAGAUCGGGCGCCCAGGAUACAGGAUCACCAAGGUUCGCGAUCCAGUUACGCGUCAGAAUGGACUGCUCUUUCAGUUCCAAUUUCCGGAUAUCACUCCGGGCACGGUCCCACGAGUCCGCUUCAUGAGCGCGUACGAGCAGAAGAUCGAGGAGCCGGAUCCCAACUAUCAGUACUUCAUCGUCGCUGGAGAGCCGUACGAGACGGUGUCGGUCAAGCUGCAAGCUCGCGAGGUGGACAGGCGUGAAGGCAAGUUCUGGACAUGGUUCGACGAGGACAACAAGGAAUUUUGGUGCCAGGUUCUCUUCAAGACGGAGCGUGACGAGCGUUUUAGUGCAGUUCCUGGUCUGGCGCCUGGGCGCAAGUGA
Messenger RNA from Trematosphaeria pertusa, 708 nucleotides. RefSeq lists its product as uncharacterized. Lineage: Eukaryota; Fungi; Ascomycota; Dothideomycetes; Pleosporales; Trematosphaeriaceae. Gene Ontology annotation, cellular component: nucleus; U2 snRNP; U2-type prespliceosome. Gene Ontology annotation, biological process: spliceosomal complex assembly. The transcript is spliced from 2 exons. The record is from RefSeq and is a predicted model, not a curated record. Gene Ontology annotation, molecular function: zinc ion binding; nucleic acid binding. Bases 1 to 708 code for a protein of 235 amino acids.